This is a messenger RNA of Bacidia gigantensis, 1812 nucleotides long. RefSeq lists its product as uncharacterized. Lineage: Eukaryota; Fungi; Ascomycota; Lecanoromycetes; Lecanorales; Ramalinaceae. The record is from RefSeq and is a predicted model, not a curated record. The transcript has 3 exons. Bases 1 to 1812 code for a protein of 603 amino acids. Gene Ontology annotation, molecular function: FAD binding; methylenetetrahydrofolate reductase [NAD(P)H] activity. Gene Ontology annotation, cellular component: cytosol. Gene Ontology annotation, biological process: tetrahydrofolate interconversion.
AUGUCAAAGAUCACGGAUAAGAUCGCUGCAUUGCCCUACGAUGCGACCUACCAUUCACUAGAAUUCUUCCCUCCCAAAACUCAGACUGUGCUGUACCUACGUCCAUACCUACUCUAUAGGCUUCUCCAACCUGCAGACGCGCCUCGAGCGCAUGUCGACUGCGCUGCGGCCGUUAUUCGUCACAGUGACCUGGGGGCCGGUGGCUGCACGUCCACUCGGUCGUUCGAACUUGCAGAGAUCUGCCAGAGGCAACUUGGCUUGACAACAUGUCUCCAUCUCACUUGUACCAAUAUGAAGCGGCGUCUGGUGGAUCAAGCGCUGGAGGAAGCAAAAGUCCUGGGCGUCCGAAACAUCCUGGCUCUGCGGGGUGACCCACCACGGGAAGAAGAAUAUAGAUUAGGAAACGAGCGAGACGAGGAGACGGACAGUAAUGAGGAGUUUGCGUGGGCAGCGGAUCUUGUCAGGUAUAUAAGACGCAAGCAUGGUGACUAUUUCUGCAUCGGUGUGGCAGCAUACCCAGAAGGCCAUUCGGAUCUCUCGCAUCCUACAGAUCAGGAUCCAGCCAAAGAUCUGCCAUAUCUUGUCGACAAGGUCAAAGCGGGCGCAGACUUCAUCAUGACCCAACUAUUCUAUGAUGUCCACUCGUACAUAAGGUAUGAGAAGCUGCUUAGAGUCCAUGAAUCCGGCGUCUUCAAGACAAUGCCAAUAAUUCCUGGCUUGAUGCCCAUUCAGAGUUUUGAAAUACUGUCGAGAACUACUAAGCUAUCACAUGCGAAGUUGCCGGAGGAUCUUCACCAAAAGCUCCUGCCAGUCAAAGGAGACGACGAAGCUGUGAAGAGAGUGGGGUUGGACGCUAUCAGCGAUAUGGUGGAACAAAUUAAAACAGUCCAGAUGACCGGUCCACGAGGUUUUCAUUUCUACACACUCAAUCUGGAGAAGGCUGUCACCGAGAUACUAGAUCGUUGCCAGCUCAUACCGCAAGAUUCUGAUUGCGCCGUAUCCGACCUUCCACCCAUGAUCAACGGACCAAAUGACCACGAUGAUGGCCAUAAUCGCACUUUCUCAUCCUCUUCUACCACAGCCGCCGCACAGCUGACAACGAAUGUCCAUAGGCCGUCCUCGCCUAUGCGGCUUGUACUUCCCAGUACGAAUCAGAACGGGAACCAGCUCUCUCGUGAAGCAACCUGGGAUGAUUUCAUCAACGGACGCUUUGGCGAUGCUCGAUCUCCUGCUUUCAAUCCUCCCCUGACGUAUUCUCCAACAUCUAACCCUGCACAAAAAUUUCUGGACAAUCGCUUCUCAGCCCGCAAUCGACGGCCUGCCCUCUUCAGACCCAACCCACGGCUGGGGGCCCCCGGCGGCUUUGUCUUCCAAAAGGCCUUCGUUGAAGCCUUCGUCCCUUCCAUCACCUUCUCCAGUACUCUCCGCUCCCGUCUCCAGCAACUAGCCUCCGAUGGCGAAAUCUCCUGGUACGCGGUCACGAGCUCGAACGAUUUCGAAACUAGCGAACCCGCGUCUGCCGUGCAUGCGGUGACGUGGGGAAGUUUUAAGGGGAAGGAGAUUGCGACCGCGACGAUGGUCGAGGAGGUCAGCUUUCGGGCUUGGGGGGAGGAGGCGUUUGGGAUUUGGAGUGAGUGGGGAAGGUGCGUGGGAGAGGUAGGAAGGGGGUUGAAGCCUGGGGACGAGCUGAAGGAAAAGUUGAGGGGUUGUAGAGAGUUUUUGCUGGGUUUGCCGAGAAGGCUGGUCUUGGUCAAUGUGAUUGGACAUCGUUAUAUGAACGCGGAGAGAUUGUGGGAGGUGCUGAUGAAGUGA